AUGGUGUCAAAGGUAGGAAGGCGACGCCGCGCGAAAAAUCACGAGAACACUGCCGACUGUCCUUUCAAAGUCACCAGAGUAUUGGUGCCCCCUGAUGAAAAACUACACUAUGCCACGACGCAGGGGAGAGUUGAUUCUCGCGGCAGACUAGAGCGACUACAACAGUCUCCAUUUGAUCCUCCAGGGGCGUUCAAAUCGCAUCGUACGAUGAAUCUGUCGUAUUCUAUCGCGCCACACAAGCCGUGGUACGAAAUGAGACGCUACAAUAGCUUUGUUCGUGUCAAGUUUCUUGUUGAUGAUUUUGUGUACGUCUCCAAUGACACGACCAUUGAGCGACAGAUGGGUACUACGAACGACCUUGAUCAACUUGACUACUGGGUCGCAAAAAUCCUCGAGAUCAGGGCAUCAGACGAGUACCACGUCUACGCGCGCAUCUAUUGGAUGUAUUCUCCGGAUGACCUGCCUCGGGAUGUCUUAGACGGUGAUAACCUGGUUGGAGAGAGGCGGUAUAUCUACAGCCAGAACGAGUUAGUUGCUUCAAAUCAUAUGGAUAUCAUCAAUGUUGUCAGUGUUGUCGGGAAAGCUGACGUCCCCGAAUUCGGACAGAAAGACGAUGACAAAAUCCAAAGUGGUCUGUACUGGCGACGAGCGUUUGAUUACUUGACCUCACAGUUAUCGUCUGUCGAUCCAACGAAUAAAUGCGAGGACUCGCGAGUACCGACGACGUCUACGGUACAACUUGCGCCAUGCGAAGGGCAGUUGCCUCCUCUUCGACCGACGAUUCCAGUGCCCGAUCAAAGCACAAAUACUCCAUGCACAUUUGGCGUUAGUGAUCACUCUGCGUCAUCAGGGUGGAAAACUGGCGACAAUGCUGCGGACAAUGAAGCAGCUCGCACAAAUAACGAUCGUCACGGUCGACGGCGACGGCGACGCAAAAAGAUUAUCGCUCCGGCAUCGAUGUCACUUUUUCGCCUUUAUCGCCAAUCACCGACACAACAGAAGCUUUUGGCGCAGCUGCAAAGUGUUCUGGAAGCUGCUUGUUACGAAUUUGGAAAACGAUCAAUGCCCGAUAUCUUUCACCGACACGGCUGGGAUUCCGCUGAAUCGUUAGAGCUGAAUCGCUGCGCCCGCGAGUUCCAGCAUUGGACUUUCUCGGACGUUGCACCCGCCAACAGGCCGCGUGAUGAGCUCUUUCGCUCCAUCUCCAACAUCCGUCAUACUGUUGUCCACCGUCUACGAGUGAGCGUGGACGACAUAGAGAAAUUCUACAAUGAUGCUGAGACACUGCUACUUCUACUCGGAGAUGACAUACGGAGAAGAGAAAUUGCCAGGCUUCGGCAAGAGAGUCAGGCGAUAAUUGCAAAGGCCAAGAAAAACAAGCACCCGUCGCACUCUACGGUGGGCAAGUCCUUACUAGUAUUAGCGACCCAGAAAGCGCACGAACACAGCGAAAGGUGGAUCAAAGGCGAGCAUGAAGGCAGGAAAUGA
Molecule: messenger RNA, 1488 nt
Organism: Pochonia chlamydosporia 170
Lineage: Eukaryota; Fungi; Ascomycota; Sordariomycetes; Hypocreales; Clavicipitaceae
Product: BAH domain-containing protein
Exons: 6
Coding region: 1-1488 (495 amino acids)
Molecular function (GO): chromatin binding
Source: RefSeq, a predicted model, not a curated record